GACAGUUCCCGCGUCGAGCUUGAAGACGGCGGGAAGUUCCCCCCGGACGGUAAGGCGAAAGGCGAAAGGAGAAGUCCAUCGGCUGACAGUUCCCGCGCGAUCCCUCGCUCCUUCCCUCGCUCGGUCCCCAGCUCGCUCGCUCGCCUGCUUGCGGCCCGUGCCGUGGCACCUUUCCCCUGCGGGCUCGCUCGGUCUCUCUCUCCCCCUACAAGCGAAGUGCUCUCGAGCAAGCGGAGGGAGAGGCUGUGUGCAAUCCCACAUUGCACAGAGUGGACUCAUCUCGCUUCCUAUCUCUCUCUCUCCUCCCCUCCCCUCUCCCCUGGUUUGAUUCCCUUCAUCCUCGUCCCACGCGUGUUUUCGUUUUUUUCUCCCUUGUUUUUGUUUAUUGGAGUGCCAGAGUCCCUCACUCACGCUCUGACACACUCGGUUAGCCCCUUGGCGUGCUGUUUUCAAGGCCUCCCUCCCCUCCCGUCCGCCCGGACCUCGCCAGUAUCGGUGUUGCUUGUUCGUCUCGUCUGUCUGUUGAUCGCUAUCGAUGGGGACUGGCUCUGUUAUUCGUUCAUCUGUUGGGGAGGUUUUCCCCUGAGAAUUUACGGGAUUCUUGGUGCUCGAUUGCGAGCGGGCAGGGAGGGCGGAAGGGAACUGUCGAGGCGGAGGACUUCUCGCUUGAAGGAUUUUGAACUGAGUUGCUGUAAUAAAAGUUGCGAAGAUGGCUAUUUUAUAUGCGCUCGUAGCUCGAGGUACUGUUGUGCUUGCGGAAUUCAGCGCUGCAUCAGGCAAUGCCAGUACCAUUGCUCGCCGAAUCUUGGAGAAGCUGCCGACCAGCGGUGAUAGUCGAGUAUCUUAUUCCCAGGAUCGACACAUCUUUCACAUCAUGAAGGCCGAUGGUUUGACCUUCUUGUGUAUGGCCAACGAUACCUUCGGAAGAAGAAUACCUUUCGCAUAUUUGGAGGAUAUACAAAUGCGUUUCGUGAAGACCUACGGUCGAGGGGCUUUGACAGCUCUUGCUUAUGCAUACAAUGACGAAUUUUCACGAGUUUUACAUCAGCAGAUGGAGUACUUUUCCAGUAACCCUAAUGCCGACACUAUCAACAGGGUUAAGGGAGAGAUUGCCGAGGUUCGGCAAGUUAUGGUUGAGAACAUAGAUAAGGUCUUGGAAAGAGGUGACAGGAUAGAGUUGCUGGUCGAUAAGACAGCGACCAUACAUGAUAAUACUUUCCGCUUUAAGAAGCAGUCUCGUCGCCUUCGUCAGGCUCUGUGGAUCAAGAACGCAAAACUUUUGGCUUCUUUGACUUGUGUGAUCGUGAUCAUCCUUUACAUCAUUAUAGCCUUCUUCUGCGGAGGCAUCCUCUUGUAUGGCUGCCACUCUUAAUUACAAGGUCGUCGUUGGAAGCCAUAAACAGGCUGUGUUCCCCUAUCUGGUCAAUAUUUGUGUUUUGGAUCCCAGAGGCCAGCCACAGCUUCUCGAAGUAAUCUGCAGUGAGUGUCAUGGCUUUUUCCUCAUCUUGGAAGAUGUUCCGGCCUUAUUGAAGGAAUGCCAGGUAGACCUGGAUGGGGUGCUUGGACUACAGUAGUUGGGGAGCCACAUGUUUUUGUGAGAGAGAGAUUACCAUCUGCUUACAGUCCUUGACCUGACGUUAGUUGGUGUUUAGCACAUCUGCCGAUGCAGGUCUGAACUAUGUUCACAUUGUUGUACCAGCAGAUGUCCAUGUGUUGGUUAAGAACCUCGGAGUCGUUGGAGCAACUUAGUUUUGCCCUUGUGCUAUAUGAAAUUACUUAUUCAUCGUAGAAACGAUCUAGGUUAAAGUGGCGUGUAUAUUUGUAAGUGUAAAGUUUUCAUUCAAUAGUCGAAAGAUUGUGACUCCUUCAGAACGUCAGCUGACUCCGAUUCUAUGAAGAAGAACAUCGUGUCUAGAGAUCCCCUUUGCGAGAAGAUAAGUUUCAGAAGUUCCUGCCUCCAGCACCAUAGCUCUUAAUACGUGCUUACAUUUAGCGAACAUAUUGUAACAUGGAGGGACUUGAACGAGGUUGUGUAAAGAGUUGGAAUAAUCAUUUAAGCUUCUUUGUC
Messenger RNA from Marchantia polymorpha subsp. ruderalis, 2068 nucleotides. Lineage: Eukaryota; Viridiplantae; Streptophyta; Marchantiopsida; Marchantiales; Marchantiaceae. The record is from the annotation of a GenBank genome assembly.